AUGCCCUACGCAACGCCAUCCUCUCUCUCGUCUUCGCCGACCAGUACGAUGACCCUUACUACCACCGAUCGGAGCAUGGCACCACGACCGGCGCGACACCACAUGCGUUCACAUUCGUCCGAUGCGAUCCCGACGUCGGGCAGCGGCAGUCACAAGCAGACGAGCUUCAUUUACGUUCAGCCCGCCUCACCCGAGGGUGACAAGGCCAGGUCCGCUUCGAUCGGCGCCACAUGGAGCUCGACUGCCAACGCCGUCGCCGGACCUUCGAACGGCGCACCACCGAAACCGAGGAGGAUCAAGCUCUUCGGGUUCACGCCCGCAUCCGCAACGAACGAAGAUAACGAAGAUGGACCCUCAUCCCAAGACGAGUCUUCUUCAAACGAAGCGGCUCGUAACGACGAUGAUCCGGCCACCCCGCGAGUCGAGAAUGCCAACUAUACAACCAACUUCACCUUUGCCACGUCCGGAGUUCCCCUGGUGCCAGUACCCAGCCGCACGACGUCAACGCCCAUCGUUUCAGCGAUGCGCGGCUCGGGACGGGCCAAGUCCGACUUCACCGCUAGGACCUCUGCGAUGGUCCGCAAAAAGUCGGGCGAGCUGGUUCGGUCUUCACUCAAAGGUGGCGACCCGCUACGACGCGACAAGCCAAGGUCUGCGCCGUCGACGCCGAUCGGCGCCAAGUACGUCCACUUUGACACGCAGCUGGAGCAUGUCAAGCACUUCAUCGCCCAGCAGCGACCCGCCGCCGUCAGUCGGAGUGGUAGUCCCGUCGAAACCGAAACCGAGGACGAGCCCGAAGCAUUCCCCUUCCCCGCGAUGGCGAGUGCUCAAGCCGGCUCGAUCUCCCUGCGGUUGCCCAACUUCCCCGCACGACUUGAUCACGACCAGGACGCGUACGUCGAGUCGCUGGAGAUGGCCUCGGAUGGCAAAUCGAUCCGAGGUGUCGUUCGUGUGCGUAAUCUGUCGUUCGAGAAGUGGGUUGCCGUGCGCUUCACGCUCGACAAUUGGCAAACCGUCUCCGAAGUGUCGGCCGAACACCACGAGUCGAUGGGCUCGAUGUCGGAUCGAUUCGUCUUCACCAUCAAACUGCAAGACCUGCUCGCACGACUCGAAGCCAAGACGAUGUUCAUCGCCGUCCGCUACAACGUCGGCAAUCGCGAGAUCUGGGACAACAAUGGUGGGCAGAACUACCGCGUCGAGUUCGUCAAGAACCCCUCGCCCCCGACUAAACCGCACGGAACAGCGACAGCACAUGCGACGUCUGGCAAACGUCAGGGAUGGACUUUGGGCCAUGGUAGCCACUCGGCCGACCCGAUGGCCGCCCUGCGCCGCGAGUUGGAUCGACUGGUCAUGGACGACGAUCUUGAGCCCACGGCGCAUCACUCGACGCGAUCGUUCACCGAUGGGUCGCCGUCGAUGUUCUCAAGCCGGUACGACUUUGGCAAUUCGCUCAAGACGUUCGGCACGCGUUCCUCGACGCAUUUUGACGGUUUUGGCCAACUCCCUUCGGACUCAUCACCCAAGAUCAACAGGGCGUAUUCAACGACGAACAUUGUGGGCGGCAUGCCCACGACCGUUUACCACGAGCCCGCAUCGACCGUUUCGACCGCAUACUCCCAUGCCCCGGCCAGUGCCUCGGCUUCCUCCAAGCCUUCGGCCCCACUCGGCAGCCCGGUUGCCACGCGUGCCGAUCUUCCCCCGGACUUUGGCUCCACGACGCUGCAGCAGUACCAAGCCGCAUCGCCGCUGUACUCGAAAGCAUCCUCGCUGUACCCCGGACCUCCGUCGGGUCAUCGUGCCCCUUCACCUCCUCCCGAAGCCGAGCUCGCGCGCCUCUACUCGGGAUACCAAGACCGGCCCUUCCUGCCUCUCCAAGACACCAAAAUGAAGACGGCUGUGCGCACAUCGUAUCACAAACCACCGGUUCCAUCGCCAGGUGCACAGAUUCCGAGCUCGAUGAUGCACUACACCCCACUGUUGCCCCCGACCUUCCGAGAUCGAUCCCGUCGAUCACCCUUGGCCUCGCCGAUGAACUCGCCUCAUGACUCCCCGUCUAUCUCGCCACAAACGAUGUCGCCUCCUCGCAAGGCCUCGCCGCCGUUGUACCCCGACGUGUCGUCCCCCGAAGAGGCUCUGUGGUCACCUGCCUCUUCGUCGACGGAUCCACCAUCGAGCGUGAACUCGUCCGACGCGCAGUCGGUCGACUCUGAAGCCACUUCGAUCGCGGGAUCGCCGCUGCAAGGCACAACAAACAGGCCCAAUGGUCCCAUGGAGUUCUCGAGCUUUCUCGAUCGAGUGAGUUGCCCUCUCUGUUUCGAGUGUCGAUGAAGUUGGCUAUCGAAUCCAGAAAGCUGAUCUUCGCUGCGUGCUUUACCACGUUUAGUACUGUUUCCACACCGGUGGCCACAACGGCAUGCCCAAUGAUUCCUCGAGCGAUCUUGCCACGACGCCUCGCCGCACUCUGUUGUCAGGCUGUGGUAACGGGACAGGUUACUACUCGCCUGCUGGAUCGUCUCGCGCCUCCUCAGGUGCCUCCACUCCACCGCGCGAAGACGCGGCCUACGCCACGACCUUCCCCUCCGCCAUCGUUUCAUGA
Microbotryum saponariae is the source of this 2596-nucleotide messenger RNA. NCBI's taxonomy places the organism in Eukaryota, Fungi, Basidiomycota, Microbotryomycetes, Microbotryales, Microbotryaceae. The record is from the annotation of a GenBank genome assembly.